GAAAAGUUUUAGUCAGUUCAAGUUCCUUCCUUAAAUUUAUUUUUAUUCUAGGCACUGAGUGAUCAAGAUGUCUAUAAUAAAUCAAGUUAAAAUAAAUUGAAUCUCCAUUAAACACAGCUGAUCUCAAAGAUUUAUGAAAAUCUAUUUAAUUUAAGUGACAAUUAGUGACGGAAAUAAGUUUUUUAAGCAUCAAAGAAGUGAUCCUUUUCGUGAGAAUUUAAACAAAGUGUAAAAAGAUUUUUAUUAAUUAAAAUUGACGGAACUAGAUAUAUCUAACCAUGCCACAGGAAUUUCAAUCGUCCGUGCGAACAUACAAAUAUCCUUUCGAGUUGGUGAUGAAGGCUUACGAGCGUCGUUUUCCAACUUGUCCCGAAUUCAUGCCGAUUGUAAUGGAAACGAUCAUAAUAGAAGAUGAAAGUGAUGGGCCAAGACGACGAACCAAGAGACGCUGUAGAUUACGGGUUGAGGCCCCUUACAUAUUCAAAAAGAUUAUUGGAAUUGAAUCUGCAUUAUUUAUACAAGAGAACUUUCUCGACUUUAAGGAACGAAAGCUUACAAUUGAGGCAACUAACGAGACAUUCUCGUCACGUAUAAAGAUAUUUGAAAAAUGCCGCUAUUACGUCCAUCCUGACAAUGAAAAUUGGACUUGCUUUGAUCAAAGUGCCAAUAUUGAGAUUACAAAUUUCUUUGGAUUCGAGCAUCAAAUGGAGAAAGUGGGCAUGAAACAAUACACACAAAUGACACUGAAGGGAAAAGAAAUAAUUGAGCAUUUUGUGAACGAUUUGAAAGAAGAAGGAAUAACACAUGUUGACAAAUGGAUUGACCUCGAAGGAACUGAAAUCGAAUGCAGUAGCAAGAAAGAUGAAUCGAAUGAAACAAGCGAGUUAAUUAAAGAACAACAGAGAUUGAAUGCUGAUUAUAUUAAAAAUCAUCUCGGUGAACUCAGUCCACUACAAGAAUCAAGACUACUUCAAAUGCGUAAAAAAUUGGAAGAUCAACAUCUUGAUAAAGUAAGACGUCCAGCUGCGUCACCAACAAAGAAUGAGGAUGUCAUGUCAAUCUUUACUCCAUCAUUAAAUCGAUCUUGA
Chironomus riparius is the source of this 1088-nucleotide messenger RNA. The record is from the annotation of a GenBank genome assembly. Lineage: Eukaryota; Metazoa; Arthropoda; Insecta; Diptera; Chironomidae.